Molecule: messenger RNA, 3101 nt
Organism: Chenopodium quinoa (quinoa)
Lineage: Eukaryota; Viridiplantae; Streptophyta; Magnoliopsida; Caryophyllales; Amaranthaceae
Product: IMPACT family member in pol 5'region-like
Exons: 7
Coding region: 165-1067 (300 amino acids)
Biological process (GO): regulation of translational initiation
Cellular component (GO): cytoplasm
Source: RefSeq, a predicted model, not a curated record
CCAAGAUAAAUAAACUCUUCAAAUUCUUAAUUCUAUUAAGCACAGCCAAGAGUUGAAAUGAAACACAUGAACCAUCCGAAUGAGUAAACCACCAGGUCUUCGUCGAUCAAAACUAGCACAAUCAAAUAAAACUAUAGUUUCAUUCCCAGAUUAUUCAAAAUCCAAUGCAUGUACACAAAAUUCCGUCAAAUUCCACCCUCUCAUUUCAUCACCACCAUCAUCGUUGCAAAUUCAACCUUACCAAUUUCGCCAAUAAUCCUCGAAUUUCUGUUGCUCUCUUUCUCUCUCUUUCAAUUUCAUCAGCUUGUACACGAAGAAGGACACCUACCAUGGCAGUCGCCGGCAAAAGCGGCGGCGAUGGCGGCGGAGCUUUUACGACACUUGCCGAGAGGGUCACGUUUGAAAAAGAGAUUAAGAAGAGCAAAUUCAUCGCCAUUGCUGCUCCUGUUUACAGUGAACAAUCUGCUCAUUCCUUUCUAUCUGAGGUGCGAGAUAAUCGUGCUACUCACAAUUGCUGGGCUUAUAAGAUUGGGGAUCAAUAUCGAUCAAAUGACGACGGUGAACCAUCGGGCACUGCUGGCAAACCUAUAUAUUCAGCAAUUGAUACUUCGGGUGUUGAUAGAGUUAUGGUAGUUGUGAUCCGGUAUUUUGGCGGUAUCAAAUUAGGUACUGGAGGGCUUGUUAGAGCUUAUGGUGGGGUUACGUCUGAAUGUUUGAGAAAUGCACCGACUCGUUUAGUGAAAUCAAGAGUUCCUAUGGGUGUGGAGGUUUCCUUUGAUCUUCUGGGGCUUCUGUAUCAUCAGCAGAUGUCAAGCAAGAUUAUGAAACCGAGAUUGCUGGUUCUGUCACAAUUCUCCUUCAGCAUGAGUUGCAAAACAGCCAUCAAGCAUCAAUGUUCUACUCUGCUACAAGCAUCUACAAGUUGGUAUGUACAAUAUAUAUUUAUGUGUUUUUACAAACUUUACCAUGAUUUUCUUGCACAUACAUUUACAUUUGACAUGAAUGAAAUUUACUACCCAUUCCCUGCCUUUAUGUGUCUCUUAUUUGCUGGUUCCCUCACUAUUUAAUGGCCAUUCUGGAUUUGAUGGGCUACUAUAUUGUAAAUAAAGUUGAGUUGGAGCUGUACAUUGUACACUCUUAGAAAUAGAAAAAAGAAGAAUAGUGUUUUUUUAGAGUCUACACUCUCUAGUUUUCUCAGACAAGAUGAACUAAACUAUGGCUUAACAUAACGGCGUAGGAGCAUUGGCAACCAUAUGUAAUCCUCCAACCCGCAAGCUUAACCAAUGUGACUUAGAUUUUAAUUAUGAAUCAUCUAGAAAUAGUAUUAUGCUCAUAGAAAGGGUAGCAAUUGACCGUUAGUUAUUGGUACAGAGGCGGUGCAACAAAAGGCUCUGCUGAGAUAGCAAUUCGAUAACUUAGUAAAUGGUAAUUUUUGCCACAAAAUGGCUACUUUGAUUGUGGAAUUCUAGGCCACAAAAUGGCUAGUUUGAUUCUGGAAGUUUGCGCCAUAAACUGGCUUGUGUGAUAGUGGAAGGCAUAAAAAUCAAUGUUAUUGGUACGGAGGCGGUGCAACAAAAGGCUCUGCUGAGAUAGCAAUUCGAUAAUUUAGUAAAUGGUAAUUUUCGCCACAAAAUGGCUACUUUGAUUGUGGAAUUCUAGGCCACAAAAUGGCUAGUUUGAUUCUGGAAGUUUGCGCCAUAAACUGGCUUGUGUGAUAGUGGGAGGCAUAAAAAUCAAUGUUGGUAUUUGUGAAGGCUAUAGGGAUGGAGAACCCCUUCCAAGUGUAAGGAAACUUAACUUGCUUACCUUUGAGGACAAAGGAUUAAAAAUUAUACCGAUCCAUGUUGGCACUGGCCAUGGAAACCAUCAUCUACACUAGAUUCAAGAGAUUCACAAUUGAUGUCCUUAGCAAGCUUAAGGUUAUUCGUAAAAGACCUAUUCUCCUUUUGUUGCCAGUGUCCAUGUAAGUUAUUUAGACCAUAAAGUAGUCUUGUUAGAUCUAUAUAUCACAAAAGAUGCGUGCUUAUGAGCAGUGUUUUGUAGGUAUCCCUUGCAGUGGGGUGGCUCAAGUUGCAUGUUUCUUGUAGCCUAAUUACUUAUAAAUGAACUCAUUGUGACAAAGUUUAUCUGUCCCAUAUGUAAUUUUCAUGUCUCUCUCCUGUUUGUUCAUCAGAUUAAUUUUCUUGCAUUAGAUGCAAACGUUAAACAAUAACCUCCAGAGAGCUCUACACCAGAUGCUCAUAUAGCACGUCAUGAAAAAAAAAAAAAAUCCAACCUCAACUCUAUAAAAAGAAAAUAGAGACAGAGAGAGGGAGAAAGCAACUACUAAAUAAGAUUGUAAUGUUUCAGUCAUUCAAAACAGCCACAAAAGGGAAGUUUUUCACUUAUUGGUGGGCGAAGGGAGUUUUUUUAAUUAGUACAUACUAGUAUGAUGUAAUGAACAAAUCCUUGUGAUAGGUCGGAACCAGCAACUAUGAACCAUUACAGGUGAAAAUUCUCACUUAGAAUUACCACAGAUAUGGUAACUACUAACCCUGCAACUUCCAACUCAAGAGCUAAAAGCCUAAAACCAAAAAAUGAAAACUAGAUAUGAAACAACACACUUUAUAGAAUCCCAAUAGUGUGAUGGAUCACCAUACGAGGGUCAACCGACAACCGAUGGGAAGGGGAUAGCAUAGGGGUGGCAAUGGAUCGGAUGUGGAUCGGGUGGAGCUCAAUCCGCCUCCAUCCGUUAGCUACCCAUCCGCCACCCGACCCAUCCAUCACCCGACUUUUUCUUCAUCCACAUCCGCUCCAUCCAUCAUCCGCGGGUAAAUCGGGUUAUAACUAAUUUAGAUUUUUCAGUUUAACGACAUUGACUGCACAAAUUAAAACAUCACCAUUAUAUUUGCAUGCAUCAAUUAGACAAUCACACUAAAGGGAAAUAGGAAAUAAUAAUUAGAGUUCAGAUUAAAGUUAACAACAAUAACAAGUAACAUACACAUAGUACAUAACUUAAUUGUUGGGCUAUGUUGGCAGCAACGACUACUAACAACAAAAUAAAUAAAACUACAAGGAAAAUUUGCAAAUUGCAGUCAUUUAAAGUUCAUAUUUUGCAAAUU